Molecule: messenger RNA, 1362 nt
Organism: Cuscuta epithymum
Lineage: Eukaryota; Viridiplantae; Streptophyta; Magnoliopsida; Solanales; Convolvulaceae
Source: the annotation of a GenBank genome assembly
UUCAGUAUCCAAUGUUUAUGAAGGAGUUUUACACUAACAGAUUCUUUCCCCAAUUGAGGUUGGGUUGCAUAUUCUCUUUUCUUGAAAUAAAGGUAUUAAUGUGUUUUUCACCAAUCUGCUUUCCACAAUUUUAAUCUUCUCCUUGUCACCUAUUUCCAAGGUUAUCUAAUGGUUCUUCCUGCCAGAUCAAAGAAUGCCCGUGGACAACAAGCAUCAUAUCCAAUUACAUUAUUCUAUACCUCCAACAUGCCUAUCAUUCUUCAAUCUGCACUACAAUCUGAAUACUCUAGCCAGUCUAUUCCUGUUGGUGGACUUGCUUACUACGUAAAUGCACCAUCAAGCCUUGCAGACAUGUUGGCCGCAAACAAAUUCCAUGCUCUUUUCUACAUAGAUGGUGCAUUUGAGAUGAGUCUGAGUUGUAUCUGAAAUUCAAAUGACCAGUUCAAUAAGGAAUGUCGUUAUAUACUAUUGGAGCAGCAAUCGUGUGCAGUUUGCAAGAUAAAAUAAGGGAAAAGAAAUACGUUAGUUGGAUCAAGAAACAUCUAUGACAUGGUCAGGAUUUAAUCAUGAGGUUGUUUAUUUAUUUGACUUUUGAUAAUAUCCAAGACAUGUUUAUUCUUAAUUUUCAUUGGACCAUGGAAGACUAUUGGAAUGAAUCGAUGUCCAGGUGAAUUAGUUCUUUCUACAAUCAUUUUUAGAACUCUUUAAAUGUUCUAAUCUACAAAUGCGAAUACUGACCAAAAUUUCACAUAUACUUGUAGGUGGUCAGUAUUUACUUAAAUGUAGGGAGUUUCAGCAUUACGAGAGAGAGAGCCUUCGAUGAUCUUCAAUUAAUGUGCAUCUGAACUGUAUCCUAAAUCUGACAAUUAUUUUAGGAUGUGGUAAGAUUCUGUCAUACGGGAUGAUUAGUAAAAAAAUGAUAUUUCUUAUUUCCAGGCAAUAUGGAAAUUGGGAAUGGGUAUGGUGUUCCUGGUGGUGGUGCUUAUUAUGGUUUCUGAAGACGAGCAUCAUUACCUCCAAUCCUGUCCUUGGCCAUUCAACAAAUGAGUCCAAGGACAGAGUGCAGUGGGGAUUCUAGAUGUAAUUCUGCAACUAAAGAGUUGCCUGAAUUUCGCAAAAAGAUAUUGAGAGCUAGGGGUAUUCUGAAGGGCGAUCCAACAAUGGAUUCCACCCCGCCUUCCAAUAGAUCACACAUGUUGCCAUCUCAGAAGAUGCUGCUUUUAGAAUUGCCUCCAGGGUGGGUUAUGCUCAAUCAGAUAUUGAUAAAGACUUGCUUUAUUGGAUGUUGGAUGCGGAUGGUGAUGCGAGGAAUAAUGCUGUCUACGUGUACAAAUAAAAAUGUUGGAACCGAUUAAAGUGUAG